AUGGGCGUCACCACAGAAGAAUCAUCCCGCGGCAAGAAAGGCGAUGAAAAAGACGGGUCAACCAACAUCGAUUCAAGCUCACCUUACUAUUUGCAUGCGUCGGAUAAUCCACGACAAAUGCAAGUAAAUGAUGUUCUCACCGAUAGCAAUUACAACGAUUGGUCUCAAGAGAUGACUAAUUCUCUGUUUGCAAAGAACAAGAUGGUCUUCGUAAACGGAACCAUUGAAAAACCAGACGAACAAGCAGACAACUACAUGAUAUGGAUGUGGUGUGAUGCCAUGAUCAAGGGAUGGCUCACCACAGCCAUGGAGAAAACCAUCAGAUCCAGUGUGAAAUACGCCAAUACCUCAGCCGAGAUGUGGAAAGACCUCAAAGAAAGAUUUGAAAAGGAGAGUGCACCCCGUGCAUAUGAACUCAAGAGAACCUUUACCAUCACACACCAAGAAGGUACGUCUGUUUCAUCCUAUUAUACGAAAAUGAAAGGUGUGUGGGAUGAGAUCCAAUCGGUGUGUCCUUUGCCUCGAUGUCCAUGUGGUCGUUGUACAUGUGAUGUUGGUAAAAAGUUAACCGAGUCAAAGGAGAAAAAGAGAUUAUAUGAAUUUCUAUUAGGGUUGGAUGACACCUUCUCGACGGUAAGAACACAAAUUCUUACCACAAAACCUACACCAACACUGGGAGAAGCGUACCAUCUCGUUGCAGAGGAUGAACAACAACGAGAGAUCUCAGCCACAAGAAGGGUGACACAAGAAGCUGCGGCCUUUCAAAGCCUAAGCCUAAACAAAAGAGAAAGCUCGUUUGACCCAAAUAAUCAACGAAACAAACCACCGUCCAAAUAA
Molecule: messenger RNA, 837 nt
Organism: Lactuca sativa (garden lettuce)
Lineage: Eukaryota; Viridiplantae; Streptophyta; Magnoliopsida; Asterales; Asteraceae
Source: RefSeq, a predicted model, not a curated record